Amoebophrya sp. A25 is the source of this 5668-nucleotide messenger RNA. The record is from the annotation of a GenBank genome assembly. NCBI's taxonomy places the organism in Eukaryota, Dinophyceae, Syndiniales, Amoebophryaceae.
CGUCAGGGCAGGCUGGAAUGCAGAGUUUCUUGCGAUGGAAAGGCUUGAGGACUUGAUCGCCAAUGCGAUGAACAGAGUUAAGGCGAUCAUAGAUAGAGGUCGGGUUGAUGCGAUGAGUACAGUACUCAGAAUAAUGCGAAGGUCUAAGUAUUUGUUUGUAUGAUUUUCAGUUAACUAGGGGCAGGGGCGGCUAUUCAUCCGAGUAGAUGAAAACAAUGACUAUUGCAUCAACUUGCUGCAGCCUUUAAAUUUGCCACGAGAGCUGCACGAGGUACAGCAAAGACCUCCUCCUCCGCAACCAGAUGGAGCACAGACGACCAAGAUGAGAUCGAUUUUUUUGCACCAUCUUGUAUUCCCUUUUGCGUUGCACUCUCGUUACACCAGAACCUGGAGGAAAAAGUAGCGGCAGCUACUCGUACAAAUAGAACGCUAAGGCUCAAAUAAUUCAUUCCCAAGGCUCAUUCCCUUCUGUGUGUCCUUCUUAGACGAGCUUGGAGAAAGGAGCUAAAGAAAUGAAAUGUUUUCAGCUCAUCUAAGAACUACAUUGGUGGACCGCGAGCGAGAGGGGCAUCAACUACAGCAUGAUGCGGGUCCCAUUGUCGCUCUCGACAGCGAAAUCGUCCCCAUGGAUCUUUACACCUUUGAAGAGGAAAGGAAGGGAGGACACGACGAGGACGACCAGCACAUCGACAUCAUUAUAGAAGACAAUUAUAACAAGAGUAGUAGACUAAGGGUAGGCUUUUGGUGUUUCUGGUAUCGUUUGUUUUGACUCUCCCAAGAGGGAAGGGCAUACUAACAAACCGGGGAGAGAAACGCCAAGGCCCUCCCGCUAAGUAGAGGCAGAGACAAGGGCCACCUCCAAAGGUGCCAGAACUACCCUACGAAUGCGAAUGCGAUCACAACUACCCGGAGCACCACUUCCACCGAUGCUAAUAACUACAACAACGUAGGCCUCAAAAUCAACAACUCUUUUGCUACCUUAACGAAAACAACAUACCUCUCGCUUGUUGAGGAGUUUGCUCGGCGCUUGAACGCGUCACGGUUCGACUCAUCUUCCAUUAUGGCCAGGUUCGUUUUACGAAGUGUUCCUGUAGUUGCCGUUAGUUGGCCUCAUAAGUACGGGGGAAGACGUAACUAACGGAAACGGGGUAAGGGAACAGGAACACCAAAUUCUUGCCUAGUGUCGCUAGCUCCUGUAGUGUGACUAGUUCCAGUUCUAAAGCUCGUGUGACUAGUUCCUGCUGUGGUACUAGUGUGGCAGAGCGUUUGGAGGAGUGGGCUGCCGAAAAUAGGACGACGGCAAGGCUUCUCUUGGAAGUAGAUCGAUUCGGAACUAGAAAAGCACCAGGGCACAAGAACUCUACUUCAUCGUCCUCGACGUCCGGCACUAAAAGUACUUGUACAAGUAUCACCAAGAAUACUAAAGCAGGUGUUGAAAAAGAAAGUGAAAACGUGUAUGACGCCACUCAUUGAGAGCGAAGCCGAAGACAUGGGGACGUCGUUCCUAAGUCAGAAGGUAAAGGGGGACCGACAUUCUCCUAUCGACGUUCUCAAUGAGUGGAAGCAUUCAAAAUGUAGCGUCUUCUUCCUUUGUCAAUCAUGUUUUUGCGGGUGUGAUUUCACGACGUCAAACAGCAUCGCUUUCGAAGGUUUUCCUAGAAGGGGCGAACGACAACCAGAACGAGAAUAAUCAGAAUAAUAUGAAUGAGCCGGCUCGUCCUGUUCUUGGAGGUGCUAGUGAACAUGCUGAAGCUGGACCACGAGAGUUGUCGUACAACGUCUCCAGCAUGACGAGCUUAAUAGAUUCUGCCUACAGGAAGACUCAUCUCGCAUUUCAGCCACCAGGUGCAAAUCUUUUGCCUUACCGCCAGGUGAGUGUCCCUGUGCCGCGGCCGCCAGAAAUGCGGGCGCCUCUUCUUAAGAUUCUAGUUGUACAUGGUAGCAGGCAAGCGCAAGUAGAGUAAAAAGCAGUGCAUUACCUUCUUCAACUACAACUAGCUAGGGUUUAUUAAUGUCGUAUAGCUCCUACACCUACUGCUACAACUACUACUUCUGAAGGCUCGAGGCAUGCUUCAAGAGUCGAGAAGUAUAGCGACAGCAGAAAAGAACUGUGGUUGCUAGAAAAAAUUGAUAAAACCGGUAUUGUAGCUUUGCUUCGGAGGCUGUACUAUGAUACUGGGUGGCCUCAAAAGUAGACAAUAAUAGCUACAGAAGAGGCGCCAUGGCAUGACAUGACUACUACUAGAUAGCAGUAGUUAAUAUUUUGCUUAAGAAAAAUGCGCUUCAUCUCGCAGUUAGAUUUAAUGUUGCACUUCAAUAUCUUAUUAUAUCUUCAGGUUCAGCUACAAACUCCUGCCAGCCCUUCUAAUAUUCCCGUUGCUGCCUCAACGAGAACGACACAUGACCAACAACAGCGUGAAGCCGAAGCCAUGCAUGCCAAGUGGGAUGCUUACAUGCGGGAACUUGAGUUAAGGGUUGGAAGUUGCCCUCUCUAGGGGCAUCUCUACGGCUCCUCUAAGUACUCGAAAACUGAAAAUAUUCGAGUUGGUGACUGCAAUAGGAGAGCAAAGGCUACUCUUCCUUCAGUAUCUCGGUUACUUGCGUGUUUCAGUUUAUCGAAUAGAAAAGCCAUAGAUAUGCGAGCUUCCAGAUGGGGUCAAGUUUCAACCCCUAAUAGAAGAGUACUGUGAACAUCUUGUGGACUUUGGCAGGAAACAGGGCUACGUUUAAGGCUACCAAGCGAGCAUCCUCAAACAACAUCAUCCCUGCCUCAUUUUCAAGAGGGAAAUGGAUCCACGGAUGGCCUCAGGGAUGCACGUUGGUAGCUCUAAUACGUACCGGAGCCGUCGUUUUCUCUCUCCUCCUACGUGAAGUGUUUUGACGUGCAGAUGGACAAGGAAAAGGUGACUUCGCCGGACGUCGAGGUAAAGGAGAAGGAGCAAGAUCCCCGUUCUACAAACGGAAUAGACCACGUAGAUGAAGUAGGAGUAGUUGUAGACCAGGACGGCGCUCAUCUUCAAUCUUCGAUAGUCAGUUUGGUCGUCGACGAGGGGACCUCCCAAGAAAGUAGUACAUUGAUCGAUGCCUCUGCUCCCUUGGUCGCUAGGUGGAAGGCUUCUACACUGUCAACGAGUACAACCAGAAAUAAUAGAAACUAUACUUCUCCAACUCCCGCAGCUCUUGCAAGUAGAAAUACUUCUACAACUACAACAGCUGCUGCUGCAGCUUCUGCUGCAUCAAAAGUUAAUCAUGAGAAGACUGCACAGCUGCGACUCUUGAACGAUUCGCAUUCUAUAGGUGGAGGAGGAGCUGGGCUGUUGUAUGCCGAUGUUCUACGGAAUGAAUCCGUUAGUAAAACAGCGACAACAAGUAUGACAGGAUCAAGUGUACUCAUAUGCAACGCAGGAGACACUUUCUAGCUACUUAGGAAAGUGCCCCCUUAUUUCUUGAGUAUGAGCACACUCUUUGCUGUCAUAACAGGGGAUGCUUUUGAUCUUGCAGCUACAGAGAACCGCUGCUUGCCCGUGACAGAGGGACAGAGGGAAGAUGCGUUUGAUCUUCCUGCUUGUUCAGACACUAUUGAAGAUUAUAAGGAGGUAGCUGCAGGAAUACCAUCCGCGAAAAAGGACAUUUUCCGACCACUUGAUGAUGAUGCUGGUGCUUUCUCAUCUUCAUCUUCUCAGAAAACAACACAAAUUUUGUGUAGUAGUUCCGAGGUUGCACCCACAGAAAAUACCAUCCCUUACAUCACGUCGCAGAGCAAGAUGAAAAGUAAACAGCUGCUGCCAGCGAAAGCACCCUCUAAGCAGGUAGUCUUAAGGGUGCUGGACUUUUGGUGUUUCUGUUGCCGCUUGUCUUGACUCUCCUGCUAAGGGGAAAGAGCAUAAGAAGCGGGGAACGGAAACACCAAGGCGCUAGCACCUCUAAUAAUAGAAAUAGUUCCCGCGAACAUAAAGCCUCCUCAGCAAGUCGUGGCAAUGAAACCUGCCCCACCACCCAAGGCACGAGGUAUUCCAAUUCGAAGAAAGAGUGCAGCAGGACUAAACGCCCUGCCUGGUAAAGCACGACUCUCCAGCACAUCAGGUAGAGCCUGGCCUAGCAACACGAGCAAUCUUCGAGGUGAAGAAACCGGAUCACUAGUAAGGCUGCAACGCAACAAGAAAGCCAUCUUCAUCUUGAUCUUCCCCAGCGUCUUCCGUCGUCCCGUUUUUUUUGAAGGGACGAAAAGGAAAAGGGGGCCAGGGAUGCUUUUCAAGAUGGAUUUCUCUUAGUAAGUUCUAACACUAGCAAGCGGUACGACUAGUUCCAUUUCCUCUUCUUCGUCGUUUUCCAAAGCUGAAAACUUCGUCAACAACAUGUCGUCAGCAUCCGGAAGUGCCAGUUCUAGUGUCAGUUUCACACUGUGCCCGCCUCCAUCAAGCACACGUUCUUGGGAUACGACAAGAGCUGCCGCGUUGGGCAAUAAAGAUAAACUUUCUCCAGCUAUAUCGGCAAGAACUACUUCAACGCUGCUGCCAAGCCUGCAGCAGGAGUUCGGGUUGAACAACAAACGUAAAGUAGAGAAUCUUCCUUUACAGCAUCUAGAGUUGUUAAGGCUUGUUGCUGAAGAGUUCCAUCUUAGCCAGCAUCUUCGGUCCGUUUCCUAAUGAGAAACGGCCACCAAGAUGCUCGGCAAGAUAGAUUUAUUAUACCUCUACUAAUAGAAGGCGGGCUACGACUACCUCCACAACAGGACCAAGAGCCAGCACAUAAAAACGUAGGUCAUCCACAGACCGCGAAGAAUCUCGAUAAGAUUGGAGGUGGUGGCCGUGAUGAGUUUGCUGACAGCGACAGCGAUAAAACUGAGUGCUCAGAGGAUAUCGCGUAGUGCACCGAUACGUAUAAUACCUUAGCUCGUCCCUAUAAAAAAGUUACAGUUCUUACCUUCAUCUUCAUUUCCUGAUAUCAAGAAGAACAUAUCCUCCUCAUACGUAUAAUACCCUAGCUCGUUCUUCUAAAAAAGUUACAGUUCUUGUUCUUACCUUCAUCAAAUUAUCCAUAUCCAUAAUCCUCCCGACUGACCAACACAAAUAUGAAGAAGUAGAUUGACCGACGUGUCUAGUAAGACCUUUUGUUUUCUAGUGGAGCACGAGCAGUUGGCUCUUGUUGUUUCUACUAGUACUAGUCGAUCCUUUUUAUAAUAGAGUGAUAUUACUUACAUUUUGGACGCCAUUGAUAAGUUCGCACUGUCGCUUCGACCCAGAGUGUGAGGUAAAACGAGACUCGAUUGAGAGAAUGCGUUUCUUUCCCUCUCCUACUCCUUCUUAAUACCGUAUGCACCUUGCCGGCCUUACCUUUCUAGGGCCGAAUGGUGCUAUAUUCCACUUAACGUUAGGGUGCGGCUAACUCUAGUUUCUGUCUUGGUGAACCGGUACCCAUGGCCCUGACAGUUGUGGCGACCUAGAGUUAGCGCGAGCACCUACCCCCUCUUGUUCCUUGCGCCUAAGGACCGGGGAUGGGACGCCAUGGGCUGUAUGCACCCAACUAUCUAGUUAUUAAAUAAUUAAAUUAUCCAUAGUUAAGUUCAACCUCGUCUUCUGCUUUUGAGUGCUGAGUGUGAGUGCGUACAGCUUUUACCUACGACCUGCCAUUCCUCUUCUACAUCGAAGAUCAGGGACAACGACUGGAC